This is a messenger RNA of Bemisia tabaci, 3772 nucleotides long. RefSeq names its product chromosome segregation 1 (gene Cse1). Gene Ontology annotation, molecular function: nuclear export signal receptor activity; small GTPase binding. Gene Ontology annotation, biological process: protein export from nucleus; protein import into nucleus. The record is from RefSeq and is a predicted model, not a curated record. Gene Ontology annotation, cellular component: cytosol; nuclear envelope. Lineage: Eukaryota; Metazoa; Arthropoda; Insecta; Hemiptera; Aleyrodidae.
GUUUCGCGGUUGUGGGUUGAAAAACGACCAUCUCAAUCGCGUGUUUACAAAUCUCAACCGGUGAAAUUAUCAGUUAAAUCGUAUAAAUUUUGAUCAGUAAUUCUUACUUUUUCCUCCUCCAGUGUAAAUUUAAUCUUGUAAAAUUUUACUGUACUAUUGGUUUCCAUUUUUAACCCGUAUUUUCAACGUGAGAACAUUCGUUGUGUCUGCACCGUAAGUUUGAGACUAGAAUAAUCAUGGAGAUUUCAGAAGAAAAUAUGAUGUCCUUGUCCAACUACCUCCAGCAGACCCUGAGUGUCGAUAUAAAUGUUCGAAGGCCCGCUGAAAAGUUUUUGGAGUCAGUAGAAGGGAAUCAAAACUAUCCGUUAUUGAUGCUGCACGUCGUAGAUAAACAAACGGUAGACAUGACUAUCCGCAUAGCUGGAGCAGUAGCGUUCAAAAAUUACAUCAAAAGAAAUUGGAAAGUGGAAGAAGACGGAAGGGGUGAUAGAAUCCAUGCAAUGGACCGUAAAGCUAUCAAAGGUCUCAUUAUAAAUUUAAUGUUACAUUCUCCUGGCCCAAUCCAGAAGCAGUUGAGUGAUGCUGUCUCUAUAAUUGGUCGCCACGACUUUCCUGACAAGUGGCCCAAUUUGUUAACAGAGAUGAUAGACAAGUUCAAUUCUGGUGAUUUUCACAUCAUCAAUGGAGUUUUGCACACAGCUCACUCUCUUUUCAAACGUUACCGCCAUGAAUUCAAGUCGCAAGAACUUUGGACCGAAAUUAAAUUUGUUUUAGAUAAAUUUGCAAAGCCAUUAACAGAAUUGUUUGUUGCAACAAAUCAAUUGACAGCAACACAUGCUACAAACAGAGAAGCUCUUGAAAUUAUUUAUAAUUCUUUACUUGUGAUCUCCAAAAUUUUCUAUUCUUUGAAUUUCCAGGAUUUACCAGAAUUUUUUGAAGACAACAUGUCCGUCUGGAUGCCUCACUUUCACGCUUUGUUAAUCACUGAUAUUCCACUUCUUCAUGCUGAUGAUGAUAGUGAUCCAGGAGUAAUGGAAUUAUUAAAGUCGCAGAUUUGCAGUAACAUUGAACUUUACGCGCAGAAGUAUGAUGAAGAGUUCCAGUCGUAUCUACCGGAUUUUGUGAAAGCAGUUUGGAAUUUAUUAGUUACCACUGGACAGCAACCUAAAUAUGAUACACUUGUCAGCAAUGCUUUACAGUUCCUUGCAACAGUAGCAAAUCGGUCCCAAUAUCAACAUCUAUUUCAAGAUGAAAAUGUUCUGAGCAGCAUCUGUGAAAAAGUUGUGAUUCCUAACAUGGAGUUCCGAGUGAGUGAUGAGGAAUUAUUUGAAGAUAAUGCUGAGGAGUACAUCAGAAGAGAUAUCGAAGGAUCGGAUGUUGAUACGAGAAGACGAGCAGCCUGUGAUCUGGUCAAAGUUUUAUCAAAGUAUUUCGAGGAAAAAAUCAUGUCGAUAUUUGGAGCCUACGUUCAGACAAUGUUAGCAGCAUAUGAUCAGAACCAGGCCAACUGGAAGAGCAAGGAUGUUGCCCUGUACUUAGUUACAUCAUUAGCAAGCAAGGGUCAGACACAGAAGCACGGAGUCACUCAAAGUAGUCAGUUGGUUAACCUUGAAGAAUUUGCGGGCAAACACAUUUUACCAGAAUUAGCCAAGGAUGAUGUUAAUGGCCCCUCACCUGUUUUGAAAGCUGAUGUCAUCAAGUAUAUCAUGAUUUUCCGAUCGGUCCUGCGCACAGAUGUAGUCAUCAGUACAAUGCCUCAACUAAUCAAGUAUUUAAAAUCAGAUAGCAUAGUAGUUCAUACAUAUGCUGCUUGCACUAUCGAAAAAAUUCUUCUCAUGAAAGCCCCUAACGGAGGCGCUCCCAUAAUAAGCAGUGAAACCCUUGCUCCGAUCGCUAACGACUUGAUCAGUGGCCUAAUGUCAGUCCUGGAUAAACAAGGCUCCGAAGAAAACGAGUAUGUCAUGAAAGGCAUCAUGAGAAGUUUAUCAGCCCUCCAAGAAGCGGCCAUUCCGUACCUAGCAGACCUUGUUCCAAAACUCACUCAUAAAUUAAAAGCCGUGGCCAAAAAUCCUAGUAAACCGCAUUUCAAUCAUUACCUAUUUGAGACUCUAGUUUUAUCGAUAAGAAUAGUCUGCAAGCAAAACCCUGGAGCUGUCCAAAUGUUUGAGGCAGCUUUGUUCCCAAUUUUCCAUGAAAUGUUAGUCCAAGAUGUACAAGAAUUCAUGCCGUAUGUUUUUCAAAUUUUAUCACUUCUUCUAGAACUUCACGAAAGGGGUCAGAUCUCAGAAAUGUACGUAGAGUUGUAUCCAUUUUUAUUAUCACCGAUUCUAUGGGAGAGAACCGGAAACAUCCAUCCACUGGUCAGGUUACUUAGGGCUUUUAUCAUGAAAUGUGAGCCUACCCAAAUGGAAUCCAUGUUGAAGAUCCAAGGACUCUUGGGCGUUUUCCAGAAAUUGAUCGCGUCAAAAGCAAACGAUCAUGAAGGAUUUCUUCUGAUGCAGAGUUUAAUCGAAUUUUGUCCCAACGAGCUGUUAAACCCCUUCAUGAAGCAGGUCUUCAUUCUCUUGUUCCAGCGAUUAUCCUCCUCGAAAACAACAAAAUAUGUCAAAGGAUUGAUCACAUUUUUCUGCUUCUAUGCGAUAAACUACGGUGCCAAUAGUCUGAUUCAAAUGAUCGAUGGAAUCCAACCUCAAAUGUUCGGAAUGGUUUUAGAGAAGGUUGUUUUAACGGAUGUUCAAAAGGUUUCAGGCCCCGUAGAAAGGAAGAUUGCUGCAGUAGGUAUCACGAAGUUACUUUGCGAAGCCCCAGCUAUGUUAGAACAACCGUAUGCACAAUUCUGGUGUCCACUAUUGAAAUCUAUUAUAAGUAUUUUCGAACUUCCCCAAGACGACACAACGCAACCAGAAGAUAACUUUGCAGACAUGGAAGAUUUGCAAGGUUAUGAAGUUGCGUACUCUCAGCUAUCCUUCGCCAGCAAAACAACCUAUGACCCUCUUCAGGGUAUUGGUGAUGCAAGGUGCCAUCUAGCUCAGUCAUUAUCACAGCUUUGCGCCACAGCUCCAGGGAAAAUUCCAUCAGUUCUAUCUAGUGGUCUCUCAGAAGUAGAGAUGCAACAUUUGCAACAAUAUCUAACUGCAGCAAACGUCCAACUAAGCUAGUAGGUUUAUUAGCCAGCUUUUAAAGAUUGACAAAUCUGCCUGUAGGAAGUAAUUUCACAGCAGGAAAAUUGCACUAUGUUCGAUCCAGUUUGAUACAGAAACUUCUCAGUGACCACUCAAAACAAAUUAAGGGAGGAAGAAACUAUUUUUAGCACUUUUGAAGAAAUUAUACUUACAGUGUAUCAUGAUCUGUGAAAACUGAACAUUUGGAUCUGUCAGGGCAUUGUUUUGUCUAAACUUUUGAUGUGUGAUACUUAAAACUUUCCAAGUCAUCAGAAGUAAUAUCCAAUGAAUUUUUCAUAUUCUGGUAGAUUCUUGGUAACCACUCUUUCUUUUCCGUAAAUCUUUUGAAUUUAAAAUAAUCAACAAAAAAUCAAUUUUAACUCUUGAGUAAUUUUUUUUAUCAUAAAAUAUGAACAGUGGAACAUAAGUAAACAAAGUAAGUAAAGUAAACAUAAGUAAACAAAAUGUAUUCGUAAGUAACAUGUGCUUCGAGUUUUCGAGUUUCUUGGCAACUGAGAAUUUUUGGUUCACAAACUUUCAGAGUUUUUGGUGCAUGCUCCAUUAAUUUUGCACCUUUUAAUUGCAUUUUCUCCCAACAGAAUUCACCAAAA